UUGCUGUUGGUUCUGUCAGCGGAGCGGCGCUUGAACCGGGAGUAACACGAAAACAAAAAGGCACCAAGAUGACCGACCAGCUCAUGAAAGCGGCUCGAUGCCCAACAGACGAACUCUCGUUGACCAACUGUGCCGUCAUCAAUGAGAAGGAGCCGCAGUUCGAACAACAUGUGACUGUGCGCAAUCUAGCCCACAUGUACGUGUUCACCUUGAGGAAGCAUCCCAGCGUUAACUCCGAGACCAUCGCCUUCAGCCUGCUGCAGAGAAAAUGGGCUGGCCUAUCGCUUGGACAAGAGGUUAAAGUAACGAACUACAAGUUUGACAAGUCCAAACAGUGCAUCAGCAGCAUGAUAGUGGAGAUUGACUUCCUGCAGAAGAAGAGCGUGGACAGCAACCCCUACGACUCCGACAACAUGGCCAAAGAGUUCCUCCAGCACUUCAACAACCAGGCCUUCAGCGUCGGCCAGCAGUUUGGGUUUAGUUUCUGUGAUAAACUGUUCGACUUGGUGAUACAAGACAUCGAGGCCAUGGACCCGAGCAUCCUGAAGGGAGAAGAAGCCUCUGGCGAGAAACUCAAGAUUGAAAUCGGUUUGUUGCUGGGAAACAGCCAGGUGAUCUUUGAGAAGUCCGAGACCUCGUCCAUGACUCUAAUUGGGAAGGCUAAGACCAAAGAGUCUCGCCAGUCCAUCAUCAGCCCAGACUGGAACUUCGAGAGGAUGGGCAUCGGAGGCCUCGACAAGGAGUUUUCUGACAUAUUCCGCAGAGCCUUUGCCUCGCGGGUCUUCCCUCCAGACAUGGUGGAACAGAUGGGCUGCAAGCACGUGAAGGGCAUCCUGCUGUUCGGGCCCCCGGGCUGCGGUAAAACGCUGAUGGCGCGGCAGAUCGGCAAGAUGCUGAAUGCCCGGGAGCCCAAGAUCGUCAACGGCCCCGAGAUCCUCAACAAGUACGUCGGCGAGUCCGAGGCCAACAUCAGGAAGCUGUUUGCCGAUGCAGAGGACGAGCAGAAGAGGCUUGGCGCAAACAGCGGCCUUCACAUCAUCAUAUUUGACGAGAUCGACGCAAUCUGCAAGCAGCGCGGCAGCAUGGCCGGCAGCACGGGGGUCCACGACACCGUGGUCAACCAGCUGCUGUCCAAGAUCGACGGCGUGGACCAGCUCAACAACAUCCUGGUCAUAGGUAUGACCAACAGGCCGGACCUGAUCGACGAGGCCUUGCUGAGGCCCGGAAGACUGGAGGUGAAGAUGGAGAUCGGGUUACCGGAUGAAAGAGGCCGCGUCCAGAUCCUCCACAUCCACACGGCGAAGAUGCGCCAGCACGAGCUGCUGACCGCCGACGUGAACAUCAAGGAGCUGGCGGCGGAGACGAAGAACUACAGCGGCGCCGAGCUGGAGGGCCUGGUCAGGGCCGCACAGUCCACCGCCAUGAACCGGCACAUCAAGGCCAGCAACAAGGUGGAGGUGAACAUGGAGACGGCAGAGAAGCUGCAGGUCAGCCGACUGGACUUCAUGGGCUCCCUGAAUAACGACAUCAAACCUGCGUUUGGCACCAACCAGGAGGACUACGCCAGCUACAUCAUGAACGGGAUAAUCCGGUGGGGCGACCCGGUGUCGGCAGUGCUGGAGGACGGGGAGCUGCUGGUGCAGCAGACGAAGAACAGCGAGCGCACGCCGCUGGUGUCCGUGCUGCUGGAGGGUCCACCGAACAGCGGGAAAACGGCGCUGGCCGCUAAGAUCUCGGAAGACUCCCACUUCCCCUUUAUCAAGAUCUGCUCCCCCGACAAGAUGAUCGGACACUCGGAGAUCGCCAAAUGUCAAGCCAUCAAAAAGAUAUUUGAAGACGCCUACAAGUCCCAGCUGAGCUGCGUGGUCGUGGACGACAUCGAGCGUUUGCUAGACUACGUCCCCAUUGGCCCUCGGUUCUCCAACCUGGUGUUGCAAGCUCUGCUGGUGCUGCUGAAGAAACCUCCUCCCAAGGGCCGUAAGCUGCUGAUCAUCGGCACCACGAGUCGUAAAGACGUCCUGCAGGAAAUGGAGAUGUUGGAUGCUUUCAGCACCACCAUCCAUAUUCCCAACAUCUCAAGGGGAGAGCAGCUGGUCGAGGCUCUGGAGCUGCUCGGUAGUUUUCAAGAUGUGGAGCGGGCCGACAUCGCCAAAGCCGUGAAGGGCCAGAAUCUGUGGAUCGGCAUCAAGAAGUUGCUCAUGCUGAUCGAAAUGGCCGUGCAGAUGGAUCCGGGCUACAGAGUGAGCAAGUUCCUGAGCCUGCUGAAGGACGAAGGAGCACUGGGCUCCGAUAAGUUCCUCUAGACUCGGUGGAGCCACGCGGUGAAACAGACGCUGCGGAGGAACGGAAGCUGGAGAGAAGCUGGCAGGGGAAGGAGAUGAGUUUCCAGCCCCCCUCCCUCCCACUGCACCUCCAUGAGCAUUUACCAACCAGGCGAACCUCCUCCUCCUCAUCAGCACUGUGUGAACACACACACACACACACACACACGAGCAGUGUCUGUGUAUAUUGAAGAAGACUAGUGCUGUAAUCUCCAUGUGAUGCCCUGAGCAUGUCUUUUGGAUUUUAUAUAUACAUAUAUAUAUAUAUAUAUAGAUAUCUUUCUUUGUAUUCUGUAAUCUGAUCAUUGCUUUAUCUCUUAAUGAUCUCACUUUGUUCUUAACACACAUCAUGUUCGUGCUCAUGUCUGACCUUUUUUCUUUUUAUGAAUAAAUUAAUUAUAUUACGAGUACAAAGGAGAACAUCUGCAUUGUGUGACGUGGUUAUGAAUGACGGUUCCUCGCACCACGGGCGGCUUUAAGGAGGCGCGUCUCUACAGGAGAUGAUGAACACGGUGAUGUACCAGCGUCUCCAUGGAAACCGUCGUGCCGAUCGACCACCGGGGGCUCCUGGCGUGUUGAACUCUUCAGGACGCGUCUUCGAUUAUGAUCUCGUCGAAUCAUCUCAUAACUCGACUUCUCGCGGUUAACCUGUGCGGCGUGUUGCGCAAUAAUAAGACGCCGGGAGCGCCUGCGGAACGAGGGCGGCGGAGGGACUACUUUAUCUGCCGUGUUCUACAUGUCUUGUAUGUUUUUGAUUGAGAUGUGAUGGUGUCGCUUCAUCCGGAUCAUCCCGUCAUGCACAUGGAGCUUGUGUGGCCUCAAGUAGCGGCCGUACAGGGCUCAUUAAAAGCUGGAAAAGUCAUGGAAUUUUAAAAUGUUAUUUCCAGACCUGAAAAAGUCUGAGAAAAUUGCUGAAAUCUCAAAAGUUUUGGAAAAUUGUUAUAUUCAUAUGUUCAUUUGACGGUUUGAUUAAAAGAAUAAACGUUUAUAUAAAUAUA
Messenger RNA from Pseudoliparis swirei, 3319 nucleotides. Its product is annotated as vesicle-fusing ATPase-like. Gene Ontology annotation, cellular component: Golgi stack. The transcript is spliced from 22 exons. Gene Ontology annotation, molecular function: ATP binding; ATP hydrolysis activity. Gene Ontology annotation, biological process: intra-Golgi vesicle-mediated transport; Golgi to plasma membrane protein transport; SNARE complex disassembly. Lineage: Eukaryota; Metazoa; Chordata; Actinopteri; Perciformes; Liparidae. Bases 69 to 2303 code for a protein of 744 amino acids. The record is from RefSeq and is a predicted model, not a curated record.